AUGCCUAAACGUUUAUUCGAGGAAAAUUUUAAUGAUGGUAUUCAAGACAAUAAAAAGAAAUCCAGCAGAAUCAAAAAGAUUCCUGAUAAAUUAUUAAUUAUUGUUUUAGAAAAUGCGAGCUUAGAAAUAAUCAAAGUUGGAAAUAAAUAUGAAUUGCUUAAUAUUGAAAAACACAAACAAAUUUUAAAUAAAAAGAUUUAUACAGAUUUAUCAAAUUUAAGGCCUGAUAUAGUCCACCAAUGCCUACUUAUGCUAAUGGAUAGCCCUUUAAAUUUAUCUGGUCAUUUAAAAGUAUACAUCCAUACCCAAAAAAAUGUAUUAAUUGAAAUAAAUCCUCGAACUAGGAUACCAAGAACAAUAGAAAGAUUUUCAGGAUUAAUGGUACAACUUUUACAAAACCUAAGUAUACAAUCAGUACAAUCUGAAGAAAAAUUAUUAAAAAUAAUCAAAAACCCUGUCUCUAAUCACAUUCCCAUAGGUUUUAUGAAAUUUGGAACAUCAGUUUUAUCCUCAAUAUCAAUGAAACCAUUUGAAUUAAUUACUCUUAUUAAUGAUAAAACAGAGAAUCCUGAUAAAAUAAUUAAUGAAAGAUAUGUAUUUGUUGUAGGAGCAAUGGCUCAUGGAUCAGUCAAUACAGAUUACACUGAAAAAGAUAUUAGUCUUAGUGAAUACCCUUUAUCUGCAGCUCUUACCUGUUCAAAGUUAUGUAAUAUAUUUGAACAAGCAUGGAAUAUUUUUUGAUAGAAAUUAUUUUUGUAAAAUUAUAAAAGCAGCAUUAUGUCAAUAUAAAUCAAGAUUUAAAUUAUUAAAAUGUAAAUUUAAUCACAUUGGCAAAUUUUUGUCAAAACAUUUCUGAUAAGCAAUUUUUCAUUUGAUUCCUAUGAUACCUAAAUAUAUUUUUAGUCAAAUUUAUUAUGAAAGCAUUUUUUUUUUUAAAUCGCUUAAGAUUUAAAAAUAUCAUGCCAAUCAAAUAUGUCUUUUAUUUAUCAUAUAUUCUAUAAGUUAUAGCCUACUGAAACCUUUUUUUCACAUUUAUAGCUUGUAUAAUAAAACUUAUAAACUAGUGAUCUGCAAGGCCUGGCACCCCCCCCCUCUGGAGUUUGAAUUUACUUUAAUCUUAGAUGAGCCUAAUUUGAAAAUAAUUUUGGUUCAGACUAGGCCUAUUCAAAAAUAAUUCGAUUUGAAUAAUUCGAAUCUAAUCGAAUAAUUAUGAAUACGAAUAAUAAAUUAUUUGUUUUAUCUGAAUACGAAUAAUCAUUUAUUCGAUUUGAAUAAAACGAAUUAUUUGUAAUCAGAGUUGGGCAGGUCCUCCAGAAAAAGAAUCUAGAUACAGAUUCUUUUAAAAAAAAUGAAUCUUAGAUACAGAUUCUAGUAUCUUUUUCGAAAUAUCAAAAAGAUAAAUGAUACUUGUAUCUUUUACUAAAUUAGAGUAUCUUAAAUAUAAGAUACUUUUAAAUUAUCAUUACCAAUUAAAUUAGAAUAGUUUAUAAUAAAAUACAGUUUUUAUUAUUUAUUUGUGAAGAACAUAGCAUACAAAUAUAAGAAUGAAUAUUUGCAAUAAUUAAUAAAAUAUUUAUUGAUGAAUUAAUUAUAAUAAUCAGGGAUUAAUAAUAUUAAUUUUUGCCCAUUAAUAACUUAAACAGGGAAGGGAGAGUAGUAUAUUUAAUGGGAGUUAAAAAUGUGCAAAUAAGAAAAAAAAUUAAAUCAAAUGAUUUAUUAGAAUUUGCAGGUUAUUUUCUGUGUUGUUUUAAAUAUAGCUUAUAUUCGGAGUAUAUGGA
Messenger RNA from Gordionus sp. m RMFG-2023, 1778 nucleotides. Its product is annotated as ribosomal RNA small subunit methyltransferase NEP1-like. The transcript has 7 exons. The record is from RefSeq and is a predicted model, not a curated record. Gene Ontology annotation, biological process: rRNA base methylation. NCBI's taxonomy places the organism in Eukaryota, Metazoa, Nematomorpha, Gordioida, Chordodea, Parachordodidae. The coding region runs from base 1 to 741 and encodes 246 amino acids. Gene Ontology annotation, molecular function: rRNA (pseudouridine) methyltransferase activity; rRNA binding. Gene Ontology annotation, cellular component: nucleolus; small-subunit processome.